UCCUCCUCCUCCUCCUCCUUCUUCUUUUUCUUCUCCUCCUCUUCCUCUUCCUCCUCUUCCUCUUCCUCUUCCUCUCAUGCCCAGAAACCGGGCCGGCACGGGCAGCAGCCGCCAUGGAGUACAUGACGGGGCCGGCGGCGCCCACCCAGGGCAACAUCCUGUGCUGCCAGUGCGGCGUGCCCAUCCCGCCCAACCCGGCCAACAUGUGCGUGGGGUGCCUGCGGGCGCAGGUGGACAUCACCGAGGGCAUCCCCAAGCAGGGCACCCUCCACUUCUGCAGGCAGUGCGAAAGGUAUCUUCAGCCUCCAGGAACCUGGAUUCAUUGUACCUUGGAAUCAAGGGAGCUUCUUGCUUUGUGUCUCAAAAAACUCAAAGCUUCGCUGAGCAAGGUCCGGCUCAUUGAUGCAGGCUUUAUUUGGACCGAACCACAUUCUAAAAGGCUGAAGCUGAAACUGACUGUUCAGAAAGAGGUGAUAAAUGGAGCAGUUCUUCAGCAGGUAUUUGUGGUGGAAUAUAUAGUUCAGUCUCAAAUGUGUGAAGACUGUCAUAGGAUCGAAGCGAAGGAUUUCUGGAAAGCUGUAGUGCAAGUCAGACAAAAGACACUGCACAAGAAGACCUUCUACUAUUUGGAGCAGCUGAUUUUAAAACAUAGGCUUCAUCAAAAUACACUUCGCAUCAAAGAAAUCCAUGACGGCCUGGAUUUUUAUUAUUCUUCAAAGCAACAGGCCCAGAAGAUGGUUGACUUUCUUCAGUGUACAGUUCCGUCUAGAUCAAAAUCAUCCCAACGUUUGAUCUCGCAUGACAUUCAUAGUAAUGUCUACAAUUACAAAAGCACUUUCUCGGUGGAAAUUGUUCCCAUAUGCAAGGACAAUGUUGUAUGUCUGUCACCAAAACUGGCACAGAGUCUUGGUAACAUGAGCCAGAUCUGUGUGUGCAUUAGAGUAACAAGUACCAUCCACCUCAUCGAUCCCAGCACCCUGCAGAUUGCUGAAAUUGAUGGAAAUACCUACUGGCGCCACCCUUUCAAUAGCUUGUUCCACCCCAAACAACUAGAGGAGUUUAUCAUUAUGGAUAUCAAUAGGGUUCAAGAAAAGAAAAAAGGUGCAGGUGCUGGAGCAAGAUCAAACAAGCACACACUGGCUGAAGCAUGGGUACAGAAAACCUCGGAGUUGAAUACAGAUCACCAGUAUUUCUGCUGCACUCACCUGGGACACAUUCUGAAUCCCGGCGACCUUGUCUUGGGAUUCGACUUGGCGAACUGCAACUUAAAUGAUGAGUUUGCCAAUAAGAUGAACCCACACAAUAUUCCUGAUGUGGUAUUAAUAAAGAAGAGCUACGACCGCAGCAAACGCCAGCGUCGCAGAAACUGGAAGCUGAAAGAGCUGGAAAGGGACAAAGAAGGCAUGGAUACAGACGAUGAAAGACAAUACCAGGACUUCCUUGAAGAUCUUGAAGAAGAUGAAGCCAUAAGGAAGAAUGUCAACAUUUACCGGAAUGCAGAUAUUCCAGUGGAGAGCGACACAGAUGAUGAUGGUCCUCCCCGAAUCAGUCUGGCUGAAAUGCUAGAAGAUCUCCAUAUUUCCCAGGAUGCCACUGGUGGGGAGGGAGCAAAUAUGAUGACAGAAUAAGAACAGUGCAGUAGCCAAUGCAAUAAAUACUCCCUUAAUGAGGAAAAAGUACCCAAAGCAUAAGUAAACAUUACAAACAGAUCACAUGAACGUGAAAAGUAAUGUGAUAACUAUGGCUGUACCCUUAAGUAAUGGUUCUAAAUUAAUGUUUUUAUGUAUAAUCUUCUAGAAAAUCAGCAAUUAAAGUUUAAUUUCUGGUGUAAGCGUUGCAGUGUAAGUUCCACAAGUUCCUCCCAUCCCUGAGUGCUGUCUUGCAACUUCCACAGUGUAAAGACCAGCUGACUAACUGAAGGUUAAUACAGUGGGAGUAAUCAUCGCGUUGUGCUGAGGGCAGCUGGUAAGGAGGGAUGUCCAGAGGGAGAGAUUUCAUUGUAGUUUGCUAUAUUUGUAGGUAGGGUACCUACUUCCUGUUUGCUGCUUCCAUUUCUUCACAGGAAUUUCUCCCAUCUUUUUGGUACAAUGGUUUGAAGCCUUUUAUGUUACUGCUAGAUUAUUCCAUAUAAAAUAUUUUGGGGAAGCUGAAGAAUGUAUCUUCUGUUCCUUUAGCAAGGAAACUCCAAAUACACAUUUACACAGAAAAAACCUCCCCGUAAAUUGUAGAUGCAGCCCUUGGUCGGAAAGAUUGCAAACCUGUGUUAAGUAUAAUGGAUACAGUAUUGUACUACAUUCCAUGUCUGUACCAGUGGAUUAAAAGCAAUAUUCAUAACAACUAAUUAAUGCACCAGGUAUGAACUAUUACAAAACUAUACAGAUAUUUUUGGUCCAUUUUUUAGUGAACUUUAAAAUCAAAUUUCUCUCUACUGCGAGCCCAAAGAGGACGAGUGGUGUAGGAGGACAUUACAUACUUCUAUUCGUCUGGUUUUAAUUCACUUUGCUGCACAAAGGUGGUUCAGUGGAAAUUUUACUUAGAGUUACGGUGAGAGUUGUUUUUCCCUGGCGUGUUUUUUAACUUCAGGAAAAAACAUUCAAAAGAAAUGGCAUAUGUAAAGGAAGGAAAUACUAAUAUGAAAUUGGAAAAAAACAAGUAUGUAGGAUUUGUCUAACAGGGUAUUAAUUUUCAGCUUCAGAUAUCAAGAUCGUUGCAGCUCAAAUGAGAACACUUGAUGUAGUUAGUCACUGCUUGUAAGAGAAAUACAUGGGACUGAAAAUUCCUUAUUUCUCUGCAGUAUUGGGGCAGGAGGUGACAGGAGCACCUUUGAUGCACUGUACUUCACAGCUUUUCAAGGCUUCAAAGCAAAGCACCAAUCAAGGAGUUAGCAGUGUUCAGCCCACUGCCAGGUGAGAGAAAUGUUUGCCCACUUCUUUAGUUUAAAUGUAAUCCUCUGACUGUUUCCAAGCAGGUGUGGAUCUGCUGGAUUUCAGGCUUGCUGUCAGCCCAGGCAGUGCACCACAGAGCUAGAUUUAGUUAUCUGUUACUCAUACCUUUGUUUUUUUGUUCUGUCACACGCUUGUAAUCAUCCAUUUGUAAAGGGGGGAAAAUGGAAAUUUGGAAAGGCAGUUUUGAUGUAGCGAAGCGCUUAGCUGUCCUGGCAUUGGUAGUGGCUCAGCCAUCCCUUAGUGCUGUAUUUUACUGUGUGUUUGUGGCACGUUAAGCAAUUUUGCUUCCACUCUCAGGAGCUUUGUCAUAUUUUAGUAUGCAGAAGAACAGUUAAGAAAAAUCCAUAAAGCUGCUGAAAACUAAAGGUACUAUUUUCCGCAUGACAGUAGUUUGGUUCAAUCUAUAAAGCAAUGCUUAAAAAACAUUCGUUGGAAUGCAGCUGCAUAGGUAACCUGAAUUAUCACUGCAAUAAAAAUGUUUCGUUAUACAUAUUUUACAGUAGCUCCACCUGCCAGUAGUGCUGGGGAGAUGUAGAUAAACUCAAUUCUAGUGAGCAUUGGGCCAAACCGGUGGAAAUGGAAGAAGUUUAACAUGUAACUCGUAGCCAAUGAAUGGGUUACAUGUCUGGAUGAGAUGUGUUUUAGGUUGUGAUUUUCCUGAAAGAGGUAAAAAUGAUCAAGCCUUUAUCUUACAUAGUUUGGUAAUAAGCUUCCUGUUGCUGGCAGGUGAAGGGAGAGGAAUAAAAGCUUGUUUUAAACUGUGCUGUUUUGAUCAA
This is a messenger RNA of Tyto alba (common barn owl), 3721 nucleotides long. RefSeq names its product NMD3 ribosome export adaptor (gene NMD3). Gene Ontology annotation, cellular component: cytoplasm; nucleus. The coding region runs from base 114 to 1628 and encodes 504 amino acids. NCBI's taxonomy places the organism in Eukaryota, Metazoa, Chordata, Aves, Strigiformes, Tytonidae. The record is from RefSeq and is a predicted model, not a curated record. The transcript has 15 exons. Gene Ontology annotation, biological process: ribosomal large subunit export from nucleus. Gene Ontology annotation, molecular function: ribosomal large subunit binding.